Suillus subaureus is the source of this 309-nucleotide messenger RNA. RefSeq lists its product as uncharacterized. NCBI's taxonomy places the organism in Eukaryota, Fungi, Basidiomycota, Agaricomycetes, Boletales, Suillaceae. The record is from RefSeq and is a predicted model, not a curated record. The annotation marks the transcript as partial. The transcript has a single exon.
AUUGUGACUGCAGAGGAACCAAGAAUAUUGAUGCACUCAAAUGAUUGUGGUGACCCAGCUGGUUGCAGCAAGGAUUGGCACACUACAUGGUGGAAUGGUAUGGGCUGUUUUCUUCUCAAUGGUAGGAACCCUCAACCAUAUGGUGAUGCCAUCAAAUGCUUCAAGGACAUGUUGUUUGGCCAUGUCAGUGAGGGCUAUAAAGAUCUCAUGUUCAAAAUUCUUGAUGAGGGUGUAGCAUUCCAUCAUGCAGAACACUUUAUUACCAAGGCCUGCCAAUUUCUAUUAGAGAAACUGGUAUAUGAGCCCUAA